AUAUUGUCGUCUUCACUUUCGUAAUCUGCUGCACCGAACAAGUCUAGCCCUGACGGCUGGUGUACCCGAUUUAACCCACGUGCUCGUGAUCUCACCGGACGCCAAAAUCUCUGCGUUACAGCCUCACCUUUGUAGCCCUUUGCCCUUUGGAAAGAAAAUCUUCUCAAGUCUCAACCAAAGCCAAACUCUUUUUAUCUCUCCUACUAAUCCCCCCACAUGUUCUCUUCCUCCACACGGAUUCCUGACCGUUAAUGCUUUAAUCAAAUACUUUCCCAUAUUUUCCCUCAUUUUUCUUUCUGGGUUUCCUUCUUUGGUGGAGUUUUCUCAUCUGGGUGUCUCUUGAAAUGGGCAAAAAUCAAGCUUACAAAGCUAUGCAGAGAGCCAGGCUGGGCUCCAGCUCUGCUGCGGCUGAGGAGAUUGAAGACGGCAUGGUGGAUGGUUCAUUUCAUUCGCCAGAGUGGCAUGCUGCUCGUUUGGCCAGUCUUAAAACUUCUCACACUAUCACCUGGGAAGAGUUUAAAAAGAAGCAAAAGGAAGACGAAAUGAAAAAGGGGGAAGUGGAAGCAGAUAAAGAUAGAAUGAUGAGAGAAUACAGAGCUCAACUGGAUGCUGAAAGGGCACGCAAACUUGCCCAAGGAAAAACCAACUCCAGUAGUAAAUAUAAUCACAAAAAAGAUAAGGACAAAGAAUUAAAGAAACGAAGCAGCAGAAAGAGAAAGCAUUCAAGGAGGAGGAGAUCUUCUGGCUCUAGCUCCUCAAGUUCAUCCUCCGAUUCUUCCAGUAGUGAUGAAGAGGAGAGAGAAUCAAGUAGAUCUAAAUCAAGUAGAUCUAGGUCCAAGAGAACAAAGAAAGAAAAGAAGCACAAGUCAAGAACCAAGCACUCUUGCAGUGACGACGAAGAGGCUGAUGGUCCCAUGCCACUUUCUAGAUUCUUUGACAGUGUGAAGAGCUAACAGCAUUGUUGAAGAUGCUGCUUUGUACUCAUCAAAGUUAUGUCUCUAAUAUAGGAUAUGAAUUCGUUCUUUCAUAAUUAGCUGCUAGCAAAUAUGGAUUGGAUUGCUUCUUCCUUCUGGAUUGGUGAGCUCUCUGAUAAUAUUGAGUUUCUGAUACUAGCUCGUUAGAAUUCAUCCUGUUAGGUAAUCGAACUUUAUUACAUACUUUCAUGUGAGAAUUCUAUAUAACGUUGAGCAG
Juglans regia (Persian walnut) is the source of this 1191-nucleotide messenger RNA. RefSeq names its product protein FAM133-like. Bases 345 to 953 code for a protein of 202 amino acids. The transcript is spliced from 5 exons. The record is from RefSeq and is a predicted model, not a curated record. NCBI's taxonomy places the organism in Eukaryota, Viridiplantae, Streptophyta, Magnoliopsida, Fagales, Juglandaceae.